This is a messenger RNA of Chenopodium quinoa (quinoa), 2844 nucleotides long. RefSeq names its product KH domain-containing protein At4g18375-like. The coding region runs from base 298 to 2472 and encodes 724 amino acids. The record is from RefSeq and is a predicted model, not a curated record. The transcript has 8 exons. Gene Ontology annotation, biological process: regulation of gene expression. NCBI's taxonomy places the organism in Eukaryota, Viridiplantae, Streptophyta, Magnoliopsida, Caryophyllales, Amaranthaceae. Gene Ontology annotation, molecular function: mRNA binding. Gene Ontology annotation, cellular component: nucleus; cytoplasm.
CAAGAAAACCAAAUACAACGAUGAAAUGAAUUGAAAGAAAAAAAGUAAUUGCAGAAAAUUCAAUUAAGAAAUAGGCUAAAAAAUAAAGAGGAAGAAACGAAAAAAAGAAGAACCCUAAUUUUCGUAGCGAAGCGAAAUUGGUUCGCAUCGAAUUCUUUGAAGAUGAAGAGCUUUUACGAGUAGCAGUUAAUUUAUUUAGGGAUUCAUUCAAUUAUUUUCCCCUUAUUCACACUUUCUCUCUCCUCAGCCUCUCACUCCGGGUUUUGUGACUAAUUAGAUUUCGGGAUAGUUGAACUGAUGGAAGGGGACAGAAAGGGUGCUCUUAAAGGACGGCAAGGCACCUCAUUUAAGAAGAAAGGGGCGAAUAAGAAAGGAAGAUGGAAUAAUCCUAGGCCGGAACAUAUUGAGAAUACUCAGGUUCCUAACCCUACUGACACUGUUUACCGGAUUCUCUGCCCAUCUAAAAAAAUUGGGAGUGUUAUUGGCAAAGGUGGUGGCAUAAUUAAAGUCUUGAGAGAAGAGACAAAGUCGAAAAUAACUGUUUCUGACUCAAUUCCUGGAUCGGAUGAGCGGGUGAUAAUGAUUUAUAGUCCUCCUGAAAAAAGCUCGAAUAAAGAGGCGGAUGAGGGGAAUGAGAUCAUGCCAUCACAUUGUCCUGCUCAAGAAGCUCUCAUGCGAGUUCAUGACAGGAUUAUUGAGGAAGACUUGUCAACUGGGAAGGAAGACGUUGAAGAUGAGAACUGCAUGGUCACUGCUCGUCUUCUUGUUCCGAAUAACAUGGUAGGAUGCCUUAUCGGCAAAGGUGGAGAUGUUAUUCAGAGAUUGAGGAGUGAGACUGGUGCUAGCAUUCGUGUGCUUCCAUCUGAGCAGCUUCCUUCAUGUGCCUUAAGUACCGACGAACUUGUGCAGAUGCAAGGAAAACCAUCUGUUCUGAAGAGAGCACUCUAUGAUGUUUCAACGUUAUUGCAUCAGAAUCCACGCAAGGAGAAAGCAUUUAAUUAUUCCCUGCUGUCCCGUGGCCCUGGUUUUCAAGCUGCGGGUCCUCCUUUAACAAAUUUGCCUCCACCACGUGGAGGUGACCCAAUGUGGUCUCCACGAGAUCCUGCUCGACACAUGCCACCACCACCAUGGAUGGAGGACUUUGGGCGCCAUCCUGGACACAACCCUGGCGCUUUUGAUAAAGAUUUGACCAGGCCUGGUGUGGAACCUUCAGGUGAAUAUUCCUUGAAAAUUUUAUGUCCAGUCAGUAAGAUUGGAGGAGUGAUUGGAAAAGGAGGCAUGAAUGUGCGACAGUUACAGCAGGAAACUGGUACAAGUAUUCAUGUUGAAGAUGCAUCUACCCAGUCAGAGGAGCGUGUUAUUCGUGUUUCGGCUUUUGAGACUUUGCGAAACCAAAGAUCACAGACAAUUGAUGCAAUUCUCAUGCUUCAAAAUAAAGUUAGCGAUGUAUCCGAGAAGGGUAUAAUUACUUCAAGGCUGCUGGUUCCCUCUAAUAAGGUUGGGUGCCUCCUUGGACAAGGAGGCACAGUUAUAAAUGAAAUGAGAAGGAGAACACAAGCAGACAUUCGUGUUUAUUCUAAGGAUGAAAAACCCGAGUGUGCUUCAGAAGAUGAAGAGCUCGUGCAGGUGUCUGGAAGUUUUGCAGUAGCCAAAGAUGCUCUGGCAGAGAUAGCAUCAAGGCUAAGGGCUAGAUGCUUGAGGGAUGCUACUGUCACUGCAGAACCAGCUCCACCUCGACCUAGACCUGUUCAUGGAUAUGGUCCCACUGGAGGUUAUCCACGAGGAGGACCCUUGGGACCUGAUCCAGCUGGAAUGGGAUCCGCUAGUAGCUACAAUGCUGUCAAGGGUGGAAUGCGCGACUUUGAGCCUCCUAGUUACCCAGUCCCGCCAAGUGCAUCUAGGUACCCAAAUCCUAACAGUUCCAUGGAGUCUCAUAGGUACUCAAAUCCUAACAGUUCCAUGGAGUCUCAUAGGUACUCGAAUCCUAACAGUUCCAUGGAGUCUCAUAGGUACUCGAAUCCUAACAGUUCCAUGGAGUCUCACAGGUACUCAAAUCCUAACAGUUCUAUGGAGUCUCACUACCUAAAUAGUGGGAUUAGUUCUGCUCCUGGAGCAGGAGGAAGCUUCUAUGCCAAAACUCCUGAGGCUCCUGGAAUGAGAAUGAAGCUUCAUGAUCCUUACCUUGGUGGCUCCGAGCCUGUGGCUGACAUUCGUGGUGCUUCUGAUCGUUAUCCUCCUGCACCGGCUAAUUACACCAAUUAUAGUGGGCCCAAUAAUACUCAUCAGGGCUCUUAUCCAGAUCCGAAAGGACAAAGCUCUUAUCACAGCAUGGCUCCACAGCAAACUGCUUAUCAGAACCACCAUCAAAUUCCUUAUCAACAGAACAAUGCACAACAGAGCCCCUAUAGAAACAUGAAUGCCCAGCAUAGUGCUUAUCAGAGUGUCCCAGCGCACGGUUCCUACCAAUACUAACUUCCAUUUCUGAGCAUUUUUGUACCAUAUAGCUAAAAUUAAUUAGUUUGAUGAUACUAUCAAUGGCAAGUUCAAAAUGCAACCAUGGUGGUUUAGAGUUCAUUUUUGAAUUUUCUUCUCUUUUCUCUGUAAUGUUUUUGUGUAUUGAUUAUCAUGAUCGUGCCUGUUCUGCCGAGGGAAGCUGUAAGCAUAUUGUAAUAUUAGGAGCCCAAAAUGAAUGAUCUGCAUUCUUGGCUUAAUCAUACAGAUCAUUGGAGGUUUUGUUAGCACUGAGGCGAAAAGAUGUCGAGAUUGGCUUAGGUUCAGAUUAAUUAUAUCAAUAGUACUCAAAAUCCUUGAUUAACUAUAAUAGAUGGCUGCUUUUAUUUUUUA